AUGAUUACAGUGUUCGAUCAAAUUCGCUCCAUUAAUCUCGAGUAUAGGACUGAAAUGAUGGAUGGUUUGGACAAAUUAACUCCGUCCGCUUCACUUACGCUUACUGUGGGAGCACCUCCAGCAACAGGCCUUCCACCAGCAACACAUCCGUCACAACCAAAUGUCCUCAAGAUUCCUCCAAUCAAACCCCCCACUUUCUCGGAGUCUUAUACAUCGUUGCGUUCCUAUCACGACAUUUUUACGUCACUUGUACAUAACGAUCCUGACUUAAACGAGAUCCAAAAAAUGAAUUUUUUGAAAGGAAGUUUGACAGGCGAUGCCGAAUGUCUUCUGCAUCAUUUAGAUCUUAGUUCUGGGAAUUAUGCAAGGGCAUGGGAUUUAUUGAAAGAAAGGUAUGAUCAUAAAAGAGUUUUGGUCAAUUCCUAUCUCAAGGUCUUUUUUGGCCAACCUAUACAAAGUGAGAAAUCUGCCGAAACCCUUAAAAGCUUACUUGACACCACAAUCGAAGUUGUUCAUUCUCUGGAAAAUUUAGGAUUACCAGUGAAGGACUGGGACACAAUAUAA
Molecule: messenger RNA, 564 nt
Organism: Eupeodes corollae
Lineage: Eukaryota; Metazoa; Arthropoda; Insecta; Diptera; Syrphidae
Exons: 1
Coding region: 1-564 (187 amino acids)
Source: RefSeq, a predicted model, not a curated record